CAGUACUUUAAACUGUCCUAAUCGGAUUAAUGUAACCAUCAGUGAGUCGGAAUAGCAAACUCAACCAUGUGUUGCAGAUGUUCCAGUAAAGCUAAACGCUGGUGGACGCUUGGUAUUUCAACGUUGAUCUGCAUCAUUGCUGUUAUCCUUGGAAUUACCUGGCCGUUGGCAGUACGCAGCGUUACAGAACAGCAGCUGUCACUGCAGCCAGGUUCGCAAGUAUUUGAGAAUUGGUACAAACCUCCCAUUGAUACCUAUUUGGAAUUGUACCUGUGGAAUUGGACGAAUACCGAGGACUACCAGGACGAGGGAUAUAAACCUCGGUUGGAACAGCUUGGACCGUAUACAUUUAGAGAGCAGCAUGAGCGUGUUAAUCUCAGCUGGAAUGACGAUUACACACUUACGUUCUACCAGAGGCGCAUUUGGCAUUUUGACCCGGAUUUAUCCAAUGGAAACAUAGAGACUGACCGAGUUGUGACGAUCAACCCUGUGUUGUUGACUGUUGGAUUCAACUUGAUGGAUGAUCCGUUACUGCCAUGGUUCGACCAAAUGCUCGUCGGUAAUAGUCAUAUAAUCGACUCGCCGUUUUACAACGUUCCCGUGAAAGAUGUGCUUUUCGAAGGACAUGACGACUUUUUCUUGAAAUCGCUUUUGGAAAUAGCAGCAGAGAAUCCUGAAUUGAUUGGAUCGAUCGAGCUGCCGCCAUUUGACAAAUUCGGCUGGUUCUACGGCCGCAAUGAAAGUGAAACAUACGACGGUAAUUUCACAAUCGGUACCGGUGUGGACAAUUUGGAGAACAUGGGAAUGAUGCGACUUUGGAAUGGAGCUAACCGUACUAAUUUCUACAGGGAUGAUUGCGGAGUUGUUCGUGGUUCCACUGGCGAGUUAUGGCCGCCCUUCCAAACAGGAAAAAUUGCAAACGUAACAGUAUUCUCUCCCGACAUCUGUAGCACGAUGAGCCUGCAAUACGUAGGCUAUUUUGAUCUACAUGGUGUGGAAGGAUACAAGUGGAUAGGAAAUGAGCGCCCUUUUGACAAUGGGCAUAGACACGAAGAGACCGCAUGUCAAUGCACUGCCCCUGAAGAACAAUGCCCCGCGCUACUCCCUGGGGUUCUGGAUGUCGCUCGCUGUAAGAUGGGAGCUCCGGCCACAGUGUCGUAUCCACAUUUCUAUCUAGCAGAUCAAUCAUAUCGGGAUGCGGUUGAUGGGAUGAAUCCGAACGGGACAGAGCAUGAAUUUACACUUGCGCUGGAGCCACAUACAGGAGUGCCUCUAGCUGUGAAAGCACAAUUGCAGGUCAACCUGAAUGUGAAACAGUACGGCUUGACGUUACUGGAAGGAAUUCCGGAGGUUAUGCUCCCUGUGCUUUGGUUCCGACAAACUGCGGAGAUUUCGGAAGAGCUUGCGAAUGAUCUGAAGUUGCUUCUGAUACUACCCGAUAUUGGAAUAUACGUGGCAAUUGGGCUUGGAAUCGUUGGUACAAUAUGUUUCGUGGUAUCGUUAUAUUUUUCUGUUAGAAUUUGGAAAUGAUCAACGAAACUGAAAUGAAAUAAUCAAUACCAAUUCUACCUCAACAACGUAUAUCACUGAAUCAUAUGUUAGCGUUCAUAAAAUUUCAAGACUGGUCUCAGAAUAAAAUAAAUUCAACGUUUUUACAGCAAACUUUUUUUUUGCGAUAUGUGCUGUCAUUUGGUGUGUUUAUUUUGAUAUGCAAUUUUGUCA
Molecule: messenger RNA, 1722 nt
Organism: Toxorhynchites rutilus septentrionalis
Lineage: Eukaryota; Metazoa; Arthropoda; Insecta; Diptera; Culicidae
Product: protein croquemort-like
Exons: 4
Coding region: 67-1530 (487 amino acids)
Cellular component (GO): membrane; cytoplasm
Molecular function (GO): scavenger receptor activity
Source: RefSeq, a predicted model, not a curated record